UAGUUUGUACGAGGAAAAAAUCUCUUAAACCAGAGGAGGAUAUUUACUAGGAUGCUGACACUGAAAGAAAAACUCUAGAACACUCCGAUAUUAACUAUGACUAAUUAAAUUUCCUAGUCUCUAUUGGAUGAACGACUUUUGAUCUAUAUUCUGGUCUUCAGUUCUGUGUCUAGCAGCUACGUUUUCCAUGAGAAGAACGCUCAUGCAGAUUUUCGCCGCCAAUUGUUGAUACCAGAGGAAGCAUUCCAACGUGAACUGAACUUGACUUUAGGGACAAGGGAAAGAAACCUCCUCUUCCUGUUCUAAGCCUCUUCAACUUCACAUGAUCCACCAAUCUUUAUUUCCGCCCCUGCCUGCGGGGACAGAAAACCUCAUUUCUCUCCAUAGUCAACUAGGGAGGAAAUUUAAAGAUUGUAAUAGCAACCGAUAAUUAGAGGCUAUCGAGAAAAAUCUCCGGCCUACAUAACUGGGCUUUCUAGGAUUCUUCGGCUUGAAGCAGACAGACGCAGCAGGUCAAGCAUGAAAGCUGAGGAUGAGAAAUUGAUGAAUAUUUUCUGGCUCAGGCCUGCUUUUCAGAAAAACUCAUGGAGAGCAGGAGGAUGGUGCUCGUCGUCAAGCAAGACUUUGGCGUUGACAACCACUGUGCUUGUGCUCUUGAUCGUAUUAGUCGUUUCAUCCUUAGCUUUCGCGGGUUGGAUUGAUCUAGGUAAAUAUUCUGGAAUUUCCUAUGAAAAUGCCCUGAAUUUGUUUGUCAGGACGCCCAGUUCUCCUCCUACUCUGCCACCGCCUCUGCCUCCGCCUCCUCCUCCGCCUCCUCUGGAGUUUCCUCUCAACUGCACUGCAUGGAAGCAGAACAAGACAUGCCCAAACAAUUAUCCCAUCAACUAUGAACCCACGAAUCUCGACCCUUCAUCGAACACGACGUGCCCUGAUUAUUUUCGAUGGAUUCACGAAGAUUUAAGGCACUGGAAAGGGACGGGGAUCACAAGGGAGAUGUUGGAGGGAGCAAGAAGGCAUGCUCACUUCAGGCUGGUGAUCCUGGACGGGAAGGUCUAUGCAGAGAAGUACAGGGAAUCAAUCCAGACCAGAGCUUUGUUCACCAUGUGGGGGAUCGUACAACUCGCGAGAUGGUACCCUGGAAGAUUGCCUGAUCUCGAGCUGUUGUUUGACUGCAAUGAUCGGCCGGUAAUUCCAUCAAAGGCCUUUCGUGGACCCAACGCUGGUCCUCCACCUUUGUUCCGGUAUUGUUCGGAUUGGUCGAAUUUGGAUAUUGUCUUCCCAGAUUGGUCAUUUUGGGGCUGGGCUGAGACGCACAUAAGGCCAUGGAGAAGUUUGUUGAAGGACAUAAGAGAAGGCAACAAGAGGAUCAAGUGGAAGGAUAGGGUACCCUAUGCGUAUUGGAAAGGGAACCCUCAUGUGGCUCCAUGGAGGGGUGACCUCAUGAGAUGUAACGUUACAGAAAAGGAAGAUUGGAAUGCUCGUCUGUAUGUCCAGGACUGGAUCAAAGAAGGACAAACGGGAUAUAACCAAUCAAAUCUUGAAGACCAAUGCACUCACAGGUGA
This is a messenger RNA of Coffea eugenioides, 1563 nucleotides long. RefSeq names its product protein O-glucosyltransferase 1-like. Lineage: Eukaryota; Viridiplantae; Streptophyta; Magnoliopsida; Gentianales; Rubiaceae. The coding region runs from base 520 to 1563 and encodes 347 amino acids. The record is from RefSeq and is a predicted model, not a curated record. The transcript is spliced from 4 exons.